AUGGCUUUAAUGCAUAAUGCGCAACCGAAAAAUUGGUUAAUUGCUGGGCCAUUUUUUCGACAGUGGUACUAUGCAGAAGGUUUGGCUCACCGACCACCAUCAACGACACGUAGACCGUGCGUUGGAGAAUGGAAACGUGAUUUCGAUCGUGACAAGGCUGUUGAUGCGAUAAACACAUUCAGGAAGGAACUUGUAAAUGGAAAAUUUCGGACCAAAAACGCCAAAUUUCCAAAGGGUAGAGAGAUGUAUAAAAUGAGAUGGAAUUGUACUUUAGAAAAAAUGGCUCAAGAAAAAGCUUCUAAAUGUGGUAUUGGUACAAAUGGUCCACCAGAAGAAGAAGAAGAAGACAUCGGAGAAGCUACUCACGUUGUAUUUCGACCUGCAAACAGCGCCUUGGCUGAACCGAUACAUGAAGCACUAAAGGUAUGGGUGAAAAGAGUAGAAGACGGUUUCGAGGAUAAUAGUCUGUCAACCUGCGAAUUUUUCGAUGAAUAUGCCGAAUUCAUACAGGUUGCAUCUGGAUUAACUACGGAUGUUGGUUGUGCAAUGAAUCCUUCAUGCAAUUUUACGGAAAACAAUAAUGAUUAUGAUACGGAAAAUAUUCAUGAUUUAGUUCCUACAAAGAAAAAGAAAAAGUUUAAGGCACAAAGACAUUACCAUGGAGAAUCAUUCAAGAAAUUAUACGUAAAGGGAAAGCGAUGUCAUAGAGGUUGGAAAUGCGCCAAACACGAUUCAUCUUGCAAUAGCGAUAAACUCUGUGAAUUCGAAUCGCCUGGGUAUUAUGAUGAAUGUUGUUAUGAGAAAUGA
Messenger RNA from Dracunculus medinensis (Guinea worm), 807 nucleotides. Lineage: Eukaryota; Metazoa; Nematoda; Chromadorea; Rhabditida; Dracunculidae. The record is from the annotation of a GenBank genome assembly.